Prunus dulcis (almond) is the source of this 1081-nucleotide messenger RNA. Its product is annotated as protein DMP3. Bases 412 to 963 code for a protein of 183 amino acids. NCBI's taxonomy places the organism in Eukaryota, Viridiplantae, Streptophyta, Magnoliopsida, Rosales, Rosaceae. The transcript has 2 exons. The record is from RefSeq and is a predicted model, not a curated record. Gene Ontology annotation, biological process: endomembrane system organization.
GAAAAAAGAAUUGCAUGAAUACACAGCGAGAGAGUCAUCUGUGAAAGCUUUCUCAGUUGCAACGAAGUUAGGUUACAGCCUCGAAGACGGUCCACAACUUUUGAAAGAUAAGAAACUAGCUAGCAAGUGAAUUACUUUUCCUGAAUCUCUAGGCAUAUUAGGUAACAUAUGCAAUACAUAAAUCCCAUGUUCUCAUGUUUCUUAUGGCACGGAAAUUUGGCCAUUGUUGUAGUCCCUGACGCUAUCCCUCUCCCAAGGCACAACCUACAUGAUUUAUAUUCAUUAAUAUUCUGAGGUAAGCCACCUAAACUCCAGUGUCCUAAUUUCCUAUAUAAAGGAGUGCCCUGUAUCAGCUCCAACACAAAGCCGACUAAUAUAACCAUUAAACAAACUCUCUUCUUCUUUCUCUCCAUGGCUGAAUUACCAUCUCCCGAACAACCACGUCCACCAUCGUCCCCUUCCACGAUGGUCAAAGGUGGCUCAAACUACCCUGUCCACCAGACCUUAGCCAGUGCAGCCAAUCUUGCUAACCUUCUACCUACCGGCACAGUCCUCGCCUUUCAGACCCUCAUUCCUACUUUCUCCAACAAUGGGUCCUGCCAACUUUCCAAUAACUUCAAGGACAAUGAUACUGAUGGGAAACUCUAUUAUGGCAUCGCCACAUUCAAAGGCCUCUACAUCUUUAACUACAGUAAACUUGAGAACAUUAACACGGACUUGGAAAAGUAUAAGAUAAAGUUCUUAGAUUUUGUUCAUGCCUUUAUGUCGCUCUUUGUGUUCUUGAUCUUUGCUCUUAGCAACUCCCAUGUGCAAAGCUGCUUCUUAUCUGCCUUGGGAAUAAACUACAGUGAGUUAGCAAUGAAUUUGCCACUAGGGGCUGGGAUUUUAUCAAGCUUCUUCUUCACAAUCUUUCCAACUGCUCGUAGAGGGAUUGGAUACACAGACAUGGUGCCCCAAGCAUAAUAUAUAGUAGCUUUUGUAAAACAUAAAUUAUGUAGAUGUGCAUUCCAAAGAAAACAAAAUUAUGCAGAUUUGGCUGGUGAUAUGAACUCCUUAUACUGCAAAUUAUGUUUACUGUUCA